Molecule: messenger RNA, 1095 nt
Organism: Fusarium proliferatum ET1
Lineage: Eukaryota; Fungi; Ascomycota; Sordariomycetes; Hypocreales; Nectriaceae
Exons: 1
Coding region: 1-1095 (364 amino acids)
Source: RefSeq, a predicted model, not a curated record
AUGCAGUCCAGGAUAACCUUCAAGAAUGGACAUUUGCAGUUCCGAAAACCCUCUCAAGACGAGGUAAAUUCUGACUGUCAAGAAUCCGCCGAACCCGAGAUACGCUUGCCGCUUCACUUUGCACCACGAUGUGAAGGCACAGCAUGGGAUAUAUUGUUGCAAAAAUGCAAACCUGCACCGAAAGCACUAAAAAGGCCAUGGCAACCACCCGCGGGCUCAAUGUGCUACUUGAUGUCUAUUCCCGCAGAGAUACGCCUUAAGAUCUAUCGACGUCUGCUCAUUUCUCGCCACCAUGCACGUCUACGCAAAUGCAAGGAGGGAUUCCGCCUCAUAGCCAGGGAGUCCUGGGACCCCCUCUUAGUUAUUCACCCUCAGAUCCUGCGAACCUGCAGGCAGAUCAACCAAGAAGCAACUCCCAUUCUCUACUCACAGACCCUCUUUCAACGGGGUUAUAAAUGGCCAUGUCAACACACAGACAGCGGAACCCGCAUUCGCACGCCUCUUUCUAAUACCUCACCUAUUAGCCAAGCCAACUUGGCUAGCAUCUCACGUAUAUACUUAUGCCGAGGUUAUAAAGAAUGGCUCCGAAACGGAAAACUUGCAGUCCUUGAUGAGUUUCCCCACUUGAAGGAAUUGCAAAUCGCUAUUGAUUUCAACGACAUUCUUGAGAUGGAGGCCGGAUCUUUCGAGGACCUUGCAAAAGACACCAUCAGAGCGGUCCAUCGCGAGCGUCCGGGUAUUCCGUGCUUUAAAAUGGAGAUCCGCUUGAGCUUUCAUGGUCGGGCAUACGAUAACUGGGGGAGAGAGUACACCCGUGGAAAAGAAAGUUUUAGUGUUCAUCUGAUCAAAAAGGCUGAGAUUGAAGCAUGGAUGCGGCAAGAGGGGAUGUUUUCCAGCAGGUUCUUUUCAUGGUCUUUCAAAACACUACGCUCGGAAUACUGCGGUCCGAGCUGCUAUGUUUCUUUCUCUUGUGAACAAUCAAGUCAAAAAGCAAGGUAUAUCAAGUGCAAGGUACGCGAUGAUGAUACGGAAGCCUUCGGGUUAUUGGAGGUUGACUCCGACGAGAAGGAGAUUUCCGUGGAUAUUGCCAUAUAA